Neoarthrinium moseri is the source of this 780-nucleotide messenger RNA. RefSeq lists its product as uncharacterized. Bases 1 to 780 code for a protein of 259 amino acids. The record is from RefSeq and is a predicted model, not a curated record. The transcript is spliced from 2 exons. NCBI's taxonomy places the organism in Eukaryota, Fungi, Ascomycota, Sordariomycetes, Amphisphaeriales, Apiosporaceae.
AUGUUCUGCGAGGACCACGAGUGCAAGCGCUCCGGCUGCACCGAGCGGAGGUUUCAGGGGCUUACUACGGACUGGUGCGUUGUUCACGUAUGCAAGGAGUACCAGAACGGAUGCACCAAGGAAGGCGAGCCGGCAAGAGGAAACUACUGCGAGAAUCACGAGCGAUGCGAAGAACCCAGUUGCAAUGAAGUGAGAUUCAUCGAGAAUGGGAAAGUGCGCCACAAGUGUGCGAAACAUUUCAACCCCUGCGGCUAUAAUGGCUGCUCGAACCCGAAAGACGGCAAACAUCACUGUACCAAGCACCGGUGCGAGGCGAGCCCGGACUGUGUGGCGGUGCCCAUGCCCAUGUCGGACUACUGCGCGGCGCACAAGUGCGCCGUCGUGGACUGCCGCGCGCAGAAGCGCGUCACCACCGGCGCUUUGCCCGUCAAGGCUUUACAGGCCAUGGACGCCUCGGGCCUGCAUAUGUCCAUGUUCGCGCUCGGCAUCUUCUGCGAGAAUCACCGGUGUAUGCACGAUGGCUGCAACAACCAGCGCGAAGGCGGCGACGGCGCCAAAUUUUGCGUAUCCCACACGUGCCGCAAGAAGGACUGCGUGCGCGAGGCUAUCGACAAGGGCCCUGACUCCGGCUGGUGUCUGGAACAUGCCGACGAGAGCAGCAGCAGCAGCAGCAGCAACUACUCAGGUGCUUCAUAUUACCGGCCCCGCCGUGGAUUUCGUUCUCUUUCUUCUGGAUCGCGUUCGAGAAGAGCAUUUUCUUUCCCAUCUCCUUGGUCGUAG